AUGUUUUCAUCUAAGGCAUCCUUCCUAGUCAAGAUCAUCGAGUACCUCAAGAAGCAUGCAGAAAUCAAGGGUUCAGACGAAGAAGAAAUCAAGAAAACCAAAAUCAAGGACUUCGAUAAGGAAUUCAUUAGCGUUAAGAUGCAAAAACUCUUCAAUAUCAUAUUGGUUGCAAAUUUCCUUGACAUUAAGCCUUUGCUCGAUCUUUGUGCUCAGGCUAUUGCUGACAAGAUCAAGAACAAGUCGCAUGUGGUUGUUCGACAAAAUUUCAAUGUUCAAUGUGAUUAUACUCGAGAGGAAGAAGAUGUCGUUCGGAAAGAAAAUGAAUGGGGGCCGGCUGGAACCUAA
Molecule: messenger RNA, 345 nt
Organism: Nicotiana tabacum (common tobacco)
Lineage: Eukaryota; Viridiplantae; Streptophyta; Magnoliopsida; Solanales; Solanaceae
Source: RefSeq, a predicted model, not a curated record